AUGGCGCCUCCAUCAACGACAGUAACGACUGCCACGUCGAGAAAGAAGGAGGGAGGCAAGGAAGCGAACGGACAUAUCCAAUUGAAGGGCGCUGCUGCACCUCAACAAGAGGCGAACGAGUCUGGCCAUCACGACUUUUUCUGGACAUAUACUGAAGAACCCCAUCGAACGAGACGGCUGGCUAUAAUCAAAGCUCAUCCUGAGGUAACAAAGCUCUGCGGACCCGAACCCUUGACGAAAUAUGUCGUCGCCUUCGUUGUCUCUAUACAGAUACUGUGUGCCUACACCCUCCGGGACACAUCAUUCUGGUCAUGGAAGUUCUGGGCGCUCGCAUAUGUCGUUGGAGCAACAGCCAACCAGAACCUGUUCCUGGCCAUCCACGAGAUCUCGCAUAAUCUUGCUUUCCGAUCCCCGACGGCGAAUCGACUGUUCGCCAUCUUUGCCAACCUGCCCAUUGGGCUCCCAUAUAGUGCUUCAUUCAGGCCAUACCACCUCACACACCACAAGUCCCUCGGUGUAGAUGGCCUUGAUACCGAUCUGCCCACAGCCCUCGAGGCUUUCAUGUUCGACAGCAUCCUGGGCAAGGCCUUCUUCUGCACUUUCCAGAUCUUCUUCUACGCGAUCCGGCCGAUGACCGUGUUCGCCGUGCCCUUCACGUGGGUAUCGGCGCUGAACGUGGCCGUGCAGUUCGCCUUCGACUACGCGCUCGUCACGACGCUGUCCGCGAACGCCCUGCUAUACAUGCUCCUGUCCUCCUUCCUCGCCGGCUCCCUGCACCCGCUCGCAGGGCACUUCAUCGCCGAGCACUACGUGUACGAGACGGUGGCCCCCGCCGCCCGAGACCCCAGCAACAACAUCCCCGUCCCCGAGACCUUCAGCUACUACGGCCCGCUCAACUUCCUGACGUACAACGUCGGCCUGCACAACGAGCACCACGACUUCCCCGCCGUGCCGUGGACGCGCCUGCCCGUGCUGCACAAGAUCGCGCGCGAGUUCUACGCCGACCUGCCGCACCACCGCAGCUGGACAAUGGUGCUCUGGCAGUUCAUCUUUGACGAGAACGUCGGCAUCACCUGCCGUGUGAAGAGGAAGGACGGCGGCCGCAAGGUCGGUGCUGGUGGCGGUCCUGUCGCAAAGACGGCGGCUUGGACCAAGGACGAGAUCGAGGCUUGA
Molecule: messenger RNA, 1173 nt
Organism: Phaeoacremonium minimum UCRPA7
Lineage: Eukaryota; Fungi; Ascomycota; Sordariomycetes; Togniniales; Togniniaceae
Product: putative dihydroceramide delta -desaturase protein
Exons: 3
Coding region: 1-1173 (390 amino acids)
Biological process (GO): ceramide biosynthetic process
Cellular component (GO): membrane
Molecular function (GO): sphingolipid delta-4 desaturase activity
Source: RefSeq, a predicted model, not a curated record